AUGGCCAUGCCUGUUUUCCUUCACUUGCUUGGCCUUUUACUUGUAGUUGUUGAACCACUUUGUGCAGCAGCUCAAUCUGCUGCAAAUAUUAGCUUGGGGUCGUCCCUCACUGCAUCUGAAGACACAUCUAAAUCGUCAUGGCAGUCACCCUCCGGGACAUUUGCUUUCGGGUUUCGCCGCGUUGGUGAUCAAGACACCUUCUUGCUUGCCAUAUGGUAUGACCAAAUACCAGAUAAAACCGUAGUUUGGUAUGCAAAUGGAGACGCUCCAGCACCAAAAGGAUCGAAAAUUGAGCUCACCGCUGAUGGCCAAUUCGCGCUCACCGGCCCAAAAAGCCAAGAAAUCUGGAAGCCUGAGUCCGUUCUUAGUGGUGGAGUUGCAUAUGCUGCCAUGCUUGACACAGGGAACUUUGUGCUUGCAGGCCAGAAUUCUGAUUACUUAUGGCAGAGCUUCAAGGAUCCCGCCGACACCAUUUUGCCAACCCAACUGCUGGAGAUUGGCGAAAAGCUGUAUUCUAGGCAGACUGCAAGCAACUACUCGAGGGGAAGGUUUCAACUCCAAGUGAAACAAGAUGGAAGGCUUGUUUUAUAUCCGGUUGCCUUGCCUACGGAGUUCGCAUACCAAACAUACUAUGAGAGCAACACUGCCGAUGCUGCCGAUGAUAUGAAUACGGGCUUUCAGCUGCUGUUUAACGAGUCAGGUUACCUCAAUAUUGUCACAAGGAAUGGAAGUAUGGUAAGCCUCACUAACAAAACAGUGUCACCAAUAAGAGAUUAUUAUUACAGAGCAACACUGGAUUUUGAUGGGCUUUUCACUAAAUAUGCUCACCCGAAAUCCCCAAAAAAUGGGAGCUGGACGUCCUGGUUGCCUCUCUGGUCUAUCCCGGACAACAUUUGCUUCGAUGUAAAUGGUGAUUUGGGAAGUGGACCGUGUGGAUACAAUACCGUCUGCAGACUUGAUGCAAAUAGAAGACCAAUUUGUGAAUGUCUUCCUGGCUUUUCCGCUUUGGAUUCAAAUAAUAAGUUCGGUGGAUGUAAACAGAACAGAAUACCGACUUGCGAACAAGGCAAUUCAAAGCUGGAAGAAUUGUAUGUUAUGCAUGAGCUGACUAAUACUUAUUUUCCCUCGUCUGCAAACUAUGAGCAAAUACAGCCGAUGAACAAAGAUGACUGCACCAGAUCUUGCCUUUACGAUUGUAAUUGUAUGGUUGCUGUUGUCAAAGAAGGUAGCUGCUGGAAGAAGAAAUUGCCAGUCUCACAUGGAAGGCAGGACUGGAAUACGUAUGGGCAGGCGCUGAUCAAAUUACCAAAGUCUGACGCUGCUUUAGAGGAUCCACUUUUUCCAGUCUCAGACACGGGAAAAAAAGAUCAAAAAACUCUCAUCUUAGUAGGAGGACUUCUUCUAGGUAGCUCUGUGGUUCUUAACUUUAUAUUUCUUGCAGCGAUUUCUUUGGUUUUCUUUUAUGGAUACAAGAAAAGACAUAAUCUUACUAGUAGUGCAUCAAGUAUUAUGGAAGCAAAUCUACGCUCGUUUACUUAUAAAGAUCUAGAAGAAGCCACAGAUGGAUUUAGGGAAGAACUUGGAAGAGGUGCCUUUGGCAUUGUUUACAAAGGAAUCAUAUCAUCCAUCAGUUCAACAAACUACGUCGCAAUCAAGAAGUUGGACAAAAUGGCGCAAGAAGGUGAGAAGGAAUUCAAAGCAGAGGUGAGAGCAAUAGCCAGGACUCACCACAAGAACUUGGUCAGAUUGCUUGGGUUCUGUGAUGAAGGGCCAAACAAACUUUUGGUCUAUGAGUUUAUGAGCAAUGGAACAUUGGCCAGCUUUCUCUUUGGGAUUUCAAGGCCCGAUUGGAACAAACGGAUUCAAAUUGCAUUCGGGAUUGCAAGAGGACUCAUGUACCUGCAUGAGGAGUGUAGCAUGCAGAUCAUCCACUGCGAUAUCAAGCCCCACAACAUACUUCUAGAUGAUUCAUUCACGGCAAGGAUUUCGGACUUUGGAUUGGCAAAGCUUCUGCUGAGCGAUCAAACUCUUACUAAUACAGUCAUCAGAGGGACCAGAGGAUAUGUUGCACCAGAAUGGUUCAGGAAUAUUCCGAUUACUGCAAAGGUUGAUGUUUAUAGUUAUGGGGUCAUGUUAUUGGAGAUCAUCUGCUGCAGGAGGAGCCUUGAAAUGGAAAGGGAAAACGAAGAAGAAGUGAUACUAACGGAUUGGGUUUAUGAUUGCUACAAGGAAAAAACAUUAAAGAAGCUUAUAGAAGAUGAUGAAGAGGCAAGAAAUGACAUGAAAAGGUUGGAGAGGCUAGUCAGGGUUGCAAUUUGGUGCAUUCAAGAGGAUCCGUCCUUAAGACCGACAAUGAAGAAGGUUACGCAGAUGCUUGAAGGAGUGGUUGAUGUAUCCGUGCCUCCAUGUCCCCUUUUUAGUUCAGUUUGCUGA
Messenger RNA from Malus domestica (apple), 2433 nucleotides. Its product is annotated as G-type lectin S-receptor-like serine/threonine-protein kinase LECRK3. Lineage: Eukaryota; Viridiplantae; Streptophyta; Magnoliopsida; Rosales; Rosaceae. Gene Ontology annotation, biological process: protein phosphorylation. Gene Ontology annotation, molecular function: ATP binding; protein serine/threonine kinase activity. The record is from RefSeq and is a predicted model, not a curated record.